Varanus komodoensis (Komodo dragon) is the source of this 3099-nucleotide messenger RNA. RefSeq names its product kelch like family member 4 (gene KLHL4). The coding region runs from base 1 to 2166 and encodes 721 amino acids. NCBI's taxonomy places the organism in Eukaryota, Metazoa, Chordata, Lepidosauria, Squamata, Varanidae. The record is from RefSeq and is a predicted model, not a curated record. The transcript has 13 exons. Gene Ontology annotation, molecular function: protein binding.
AUGUCAGUUUCCAGCAAGAAGGAAUUUGAUGUGAAGCAGAUCCUGAGGCUGCGCUGGAGAUGGUUCAGCCACCCCGCGCAGGCUUCCACAGGCACGGGGGGCUGCCUCCAGCAGGAAGGAUAUGAGCACAGAGGGACUGCGGUUCAGAGCAGGCUGAAGAGCCACCCACGGGACCGGAAUGGCCUGAAGAAAAACAACAGCCCCCUCCAUCACACCCUCGCGGCGCCAGGGCCCGGGCCGACGCCGGUGCCCCUCUGGCCCAGCCAAGCGCGGCCCGAGCAACGCCUCCUGGAGCAGCUGCGGGUGGCGGCGGAGGAGGCACCGCCGGCGCAGAGCGGCGACCACUGUGCCAAAGCGGAGCCCGGGAAAAGCGCGCAGGAUCCGCAAAUGACCUCGGAGGAGCGCGGGGAUGAGAGCACAGAUGAGGUGGUGGUGGCCUGCAACAACUGCAACCGCUGGAACAACGAUGGAUCAGACGAGUACUUCUAUUCCGCAAACCACGCAGAGCAGGCAUUCCGCAAAAUGGAGAAUUAUCUCCAGCAGAAGCAGCUCUGUGAUGUUCUUCUCAUUGCUGGGGACCACAAGAUACCUGCUCACAGGCUGGUUCUGUGCGCAGUGUCGGACUACUUUGCUGCAAUGUUUACCAGUGAUGUGCGUGAAGCGAAACAAGAAGAAAUAAAAAUGGAAGGCGUGGAUCCCGAUGCACUGAGGGACCUUGUGCAUUAUGCUUACACAGGUGUUUUGGAACUAAAAGAAGAGACGAUCGAGAGCCUGCUGGCUGCAGCCUGCCUUCUCCAGCUUUCGCAAGUCAUCGAAGUCUGCUGCAACUUUCUCAUGAAGCAGCUCCAUCCUUCAAACUGCUUAGGGAUCCGGUCCUUCGGAGAUGCUCAGGGCUGCACAGAGCUUCUGCGUGUGGCCCAUGUCUAUACCAUGGAGCACUUCACUGAAGUAAUAAAAAAUCAGGAAUUUCUCUUGCUGCCAGCUGCUGAAAUUGCUAAACUUCUGUCCAGUGAUGACAUCAACGUUCCAGAUGAAGAAGCCAUCUUUAAGGCAUUAAUGCUGUGGGUUCGGCAUGACUUGCAGGACAGGCAGCGGGACCUUGGGAUGCUUCUGUCUUACAUAAGAUUGCCCCUACUCUCCCCACAGCUAUUAGCAGAUCUGGAAAAUAGCCCCAUGUUUACUGAUGAUCUCGAGUGCCAGAAACUUCUCAUGGAAGCAAUGAAAUACCACCUGCUACCAGAGAGGAGGUCUAUGAUGCAGAGCCCCCGCACUAAGCCUAGGAAGUCCACUGUUGGCUCCCUUUACGCUGUUGGGGGCAUGGAUGCCACCAAAGGCACCACCACAAUUGAGAAAUAUGACUUGAGAACCAACAGCUGGAUUCAAAUUGGAACCAUGAAUGGGAGGCGGCUGCAGUUUGGAGUUGCCGUGAUUGACAACAAGCUUUACAUUGUGGGGGGAAGAGAUGGCCUGAAAACAGCCAACACAGUGGAAUGUUUCAAUCCUGUCACCAAAGUCUGGACCGUGAUGCCUCCCAUGUCGACCCACCGGCAUGGCUUAGGUGUAGCAAUGCUGGAAGGACCCAUGUAUGCUGUGGGAGGCCAUGAUGGCUGGAGUUACUUGAACACGGUUGAGCGGUGGGACCCGCAGGCCCGGCAGUGGAAUUACGUUGCCAGCAUGGCGACCCCGAGGAGCACUGUGGGUGUCGCAGCGCUGAAUAGCAAGUUGUAUGCAGUUGGUGGGCGAGAUGGCAGCUCCUGCCUGAAAUCCAUGGAGUGCUUUGACCCCCACACAAACAAAUGGAGCAUUUGUGCAUCAAUGUCAAAGCGACGAGGAGGCGUUGGUGUGGCAACCUAUAAUGGGUUUCUGUAUGCAGUGGGAGGCCAUGAUGCUCCUGCUUCAAACCACUGCUCCCGACUUUCUGAUUGUGUAGAAAGAUAUGAUCCAAAAACAGACACUUGGACUACAGUAGCACCUUUGAGCGUUCCUCGGGAUGCUGUGGGAAUCUGUCCUCUUGGGGACAGAUUAUAUGCAGUUGGUGGCUAUGAUGGACACACCUACCUGGACACAGUGGAAUCCUACGACGCACAAAACAAUGAAUGGACAGAGGAAGUUCCAGUCAACAUAGGAAGGGCUGGAGUCUGUGUUGUUGUUGUAAAGCUGCCAUGAAGAAUGUUGCCAGAUGUGAAGCAACCCACGAGCACCGCUCCACCAAGCAGCAGGCAGAAGAGGAAAUGCAUCCUGGGAAGGAAUUCACAUGGCUUCCAUUACCGAAGGAGCGAGAAAGUGGCACGGGCGCUGAGGAGCCUGGGCAUGGAAAAAGCAUUUCUCUGCAUCCCCCCAAAAAACUUGGCAGGGGUCACUCAUCUGUGUGAUGUUAACCUCUUUUUAUAGCGGGGAGCUGGGUGCACACACUCCUUAGGAAAAGGCAGCAUUCUAAACUGAGGAACCCCCAAUUUUCUUUCAAGAUCAACCAAUCAUGCAGCUGAACAGUAUUUCUGCAUAUAAUGGCUUAUCUUGCAGUGCUACAUCUUGGUAAAGGGCAGUAGAGCAAGGAUCCAUGGUGAACCCUGAUGCUCCAACUCCCUCACCAAUGGAAAGCUUGCUUGCUUCCUCCCAUGGAAUCAGCACUUUGGCAGUGAUGCCUGCCCAGGCCCAUCUUCACUGUAGUUUUCUGGCUCAGCAGCCUGAGGCGCACCUCCAAGUUGGAACAAGCAAUCCUUCUCAUUUUUCACCAUGUCCUGACCUAGCAUUGUUCUGGGGCACUGCAGGAAGUGAAGAGAGGGCCAAGCCCAGCUGCCAAGCACUGCUCAGAGCACUGGUACCACAGUCAGGUAAGCUCACGGACAGAGGACGUGGGGCACUAAGGGCUGUGAGCGCCAGCAAAGCAGGAGCUCAUUGAGAUCCUCCAAACUCCACUCGGACGCUUAUUCCACCUCGUGUCCAUAUCAGACUUCCAACUUGGUUUUUUUUGUUCGUUUAGUUUCCGCACAAAAAUUGUGUGCCCUUUGUAAAUAAGUUUUCAUGUAUUCCACAAGUAUGUGGGCAUUUUGGACAGAUAUGCCUUUCCUCCCAUUGAUUAAAGUGUGUUUGUAUCUGGGG